AGAUCAGCGGUGAAACUGAGCAGAGCCACAGAUGAGAGGCGUCUGCGAGAGCCAAACUACUGAUUUAACGCUCAUCCGCGCCCCUGCUGCCGUCCUGCUACACAGAAAUAUGAAAACAUGGUAGUAAAAACCAGAAAACCAAGUGCCAAGGAGCAGAGCAGCGAGAAAGACAGGAGUCAAUCCGUGUCGGGGAAAUGCAGGCGCGGAAAAGAUGGGAAAGGCUCGGCUUUUCAGAGUAAAAACGGACUCUUUGCUGGGUUUAUUAGAAACAGACUGGGUUUGAGCCCCUCCGCUUUUGUAAGAGGAAUAACAGUGCUGAUUCUCGCUGUUGUUGCAGGUUUUUUUCAUUGGUAUCAUCUCUCACAUCUGUUUGAAAAUGACAGACAUUUUUCACACAUGUCUACUUUAGAGAAGGAAAUGGCUUUUCGAACAGAGAUGGGACUGUAUUACUCAUAUUUCAAGACAAUCAUCGAGGCUCCGUCCUUUAUGGAUGGUCUUUACAUGAUCAUGAAUGACCGUCUUACUGAAUAUCCGCUGGUCAUCAACACCCUAAAGAGGUUCAACUUGUACCCUGAGGUGGUCUUGGCCAGCUGGUACAGAGCAUACAGCAGCACAAUGAACUUCUUUGGGUUCCCCACCAAGUUAUGUUGGACCAUCAACAGAGGAGAGGGUCUGGAUCCAGUGGAGAGUUGUGAAGGUCUGGGAGAUCCUGCAUACUUCUAUGUCGCUUUUGUGUUCCUGUUAAAUGGGGCUAUGAUGAGCCUAUUCUUCAUUUAUGGAACAUAUCUGAGUGGAAGUCGAUUGGGCGGCACUGUGACAGUUCUGUGUUUCUUCUUUAACCACGGAGAGAGCACUCGGGUCAUGUGGACGCCACCUUUAAGAGAGAGCUUCUCUUACCCCUUUCUGGUUCUUCAGAUGCUUCUGCUCACAUACAUCCUUCGGACAAAGAACCCAAGUAAGAAUACCAUGAUGGCUCUGGGGAUCUCCAAUGUUUUCUUUAUGUUGCCCUGGCAGUUUGCUCAGUUUGUCUUACUUACUCAGGUUGCUUCCCUUUUUGCUUCAUAUAUCCUGGGAUAUCUGAGUCCAGCAAAAAUGCAGUCCAUUUUAGUGACACACAUGGUCUCCCUGGCUGUCUGCUUUCUUCUGAUGUUCGGGAACUCGAUGCUUCUGACGUCUUUCUACGCCUCUUCGUUGGUAUCCAUUUGGGGGGUUAUUGCACUCAGGGACCGUCUGGUUGGUACAUUCAGACCUGGCCUCAUCACGUGGGUCACGCAGUGCUUUGCAUGGGUGGUUUCCACUGUUAUUCUGAAGUUCAUGCUGUCUGUGAUCUUUGGAGCGUCAGAUGAUGCCCACAUUAGCAGUCUGAUCAAAUCCAAGUUCACAAGCUACAAAGACUUCGACACGAUGAUGUACACAUGUGCGGCCGAAUUUGACUUCAUCGAAGCAGAUACUCCUAUCCGGUACAUCAAGACCAUGCUGCUUCCAAUUAAUGUGCUGAUAGUGGCUUUUAUUGCUGGAAGGACCAUACAGGACGUCAUUGUGUUCCUCAGAAAUGAGAAGCAAGAAAAGUCAGAGGAUGAUGAAACGGAGCAGUCCCAUCUUUUGGCGAAGGGAGUGCUGGUUUACCACAGUCUGCAGCUGGUGGCGUUUGCAGUGUUGGCUGUGCUCAUCAUGAGACUGAAGCUCUUCCUCACUCCUCACAUGUGCAUCAUGUCCUGCUUGAUCUGCUCCAGACAGCUGUUUGGCUGGAUUGGUGAGAAGCUCAAACUCCAGAUGACUGUCGUGGGAAUAUUGUGCAUCAUGGCAGCGCAAGGAGUGGUGAAUCUGCAGAGUCAAUGGAGCAUCAUUGGAGAAUUCAGCAACUACCCUCAAGAAGAGCUCCUGGAGUGGAUCAAGGACAGCACCAGCCCUACUGCUGUGUUUGCUGGCGCGAUGCCCACUAUGGCGAGUGUGAAACUGUCCACAGGGAGAGCCAUAGUGAAUCACCCACACUAUGAAGAUGCAGGAUUGAGAGCGAGAACAAAGAUGGUGUACGCCAUGUACAGUCGAAAGCCUGCUGAAGAAGUUAAGCGAAACUUAAUAAAGCUGCAGGCCGACUAUUUCAUCUUGGAGGACUCGUGGUGCACCAGACGCUCCAAGCCAGGCUGCAGUAUGCCUGAGAUCUGGGACGUGGAGGAUGCAGAAAACGCUGGAAAAGUGCCGCUCUGCACACUCAUGUCAAGGGAUUCUCGUCCUCACUUCUCCACAGUCUUUCACAACAACAUUUACAAAGUGCUUCGAGUUCCCAAAACAGCGAGAGACGUGAGAUAACAGCAGUUUGCCUCCGCUUUUCUUUAUAG
Messenger RNA from Danio rerio (zebrafish), 2339 nucleotides. It is a transcript of the gene dpy19l1l, whose product is annotated as dpy-19-like 1, like (H. sapiens). Lineage: Eukaryota; Metazoa; Chordata; Actinopteri; Cypriniformes; Danionidae. Gene Ontology annotation, cellular component: membrane. The record is from RefSeq and is marked provisional.